AUGUUGUCUCGUUCUUCAAUUCGUGCUUAUAGCACAGUACCCAACGGUAUUAAGAUUGCUUCUAAAAGACCGCAAAAUGAGUUGACCAAGCUUUCAGUUAUUGUUCAAAACGCUGGGUCGAAAAAUGGAAAAUUUGGAACUGGUCAUUUAUUAUCUAAAUUUGCGUUUUCUAGCACCGGUCCAAAGUCAGCAUUGAGGUUUACUAGGGAGUCUGAGCUUUUAGGAGGUGUUUUUGACGCGAAAGUGACGAGGGAUGCCUUGGUUUUAAAUGCAGCAUUUUUGAAACAGGAUUUACCAUAUUACGUUGAAGCUUUCGGUAAUGUUCUUGCAAACACUAGAUUCACUCCACACGAAUAUGAGGAAGUUGUUUUACCGGCCGCCAAGUACGAAGCUUUGGCUGCACAUGCGGAUCCACAUUUCAGCGGGUUGGAAAAAUUACACGAAUUAACCUUCAAUAAAGGUUUGGGAAAUCCGCUCUUGUAUAGUGACUCAACACCAGUAAAUGUGGAGGAAGUUGCCGGAUUUGCCAAAGAGAAUUUCACUGCGGAAAACGUUUCUAUAUUUUCAGAAGGUGCCAUUGAAGCUGACUUGGCCAAGUUUGUUGAAGAAUCUGCAUUUAGCUCUUUACCUAGGGGAUCAAAUCCAACUUCUUCUUCAACUCCUAUCGACGUCCAUAAGAACCAAGAGGCUAGGAUCCCAUCAGCCGGAAAGUCAGCUGCUUUACUUGGGUUCCCAAUCAAACCAGCUGAUUUUGGAAAAUACGAAGUUUUAUCGGCAGCUAUUGGUACUUCAACAUUGCCUACAUCAGACGCACCAUUGUUCAAUAUUCCAGGUGCUACUUCGCAUUUAUACAAAUACAAUGAUGCUGGAUUGUUUGUCAUUUCCGUCUCCGGAAAAGCCGACGAAGUUGCACAAGGUAUCAAGGCAGCUAAGAAAGUUGCUGAAUCUAUUUCAAAUAGCCAAUUGGAAAAAUCUGUUAAAGCUGCGGAAUUGUCAGUAGCAUUACAAUCAACAGUAUCAAAUCCAUUGAGUAUAAAGGUAUCGGCAAGUCAAGCUCCACUCAAGGAUUUCAACUACGUUGCUGUUGGUGAUUUAAAUGUAUUACCAUUUGCUUCUGAAUUAUAG
Lodderomyces oxycetoniae is the source of this 1125-nucleotide messenger RNA. It is a transcript of the gene QCR2, whose product is annotated as ubiquinol--cytochrome-c reductase subunit 2. NCBI's taxonomy places the organism in Eukaryota, Fungi, Ascomycota, Pichiomycetes, Serinales, Debaryomycetaceae. The coding region runs from base 1 to 1125 and encodes 374 amino acids. The transcript has a single exon. The record is from RefSeq and is a predicted model, not a curated record. Gene Ontology annotation, molecular function: metal ion binding. Gene Ontology annotation, cellular component: mitochondrion.